This is a messenger RNA of Cricetulus griseus (Chinese hamster), 2938 nucleotides long. The record is from RefSeq and is a predicted model, not a curated record. NCBI's taxonomy places the organism in Eukaryota, Metazoa, Chordata, Mammalia, Rodentia, Cricetidae.
ACUUGCACCUGGCAGCCGAGCUCGGGAAGACCCUGCUGGAGAGGAACAAGGAGCUGGAGGAGUCCCUGCAGCAGAUGUACUCCACCAAUGAGGAGCAAGUGCAGGAGAUUGAGUACUUGACCAAGCAGCUGGACACGCUGCGGCUUGUGAAUGAGCAGCAUGCCAAAGUGUACGAGCAGCUGGAUAUGACGGCCAGAGACCUGGAGCUGACCAACCAGAAGCUGGUGCUGGAGAGCAAGGCUGCCCAGCAGAAGAUCCACGGGCUGACAGAAACCAUUGAGCGCCUGCAGUCCCAGGUUGAGGAGCUGCAGGCCCAGGUGGAGCAACUGAGAGGCCUGGAGCAGCUUCGGGUUCGCCGGGAAAAGCGGGAGCGCAGGAGAACCAUCCAUACUUUCCCCUGCCUGAAGGAGCUGUGCACAAGCCCCCGCAGGUGUGAAGAUGCCUUCCGCCUGCACAGUUCCUCAUUGGAGCUGGGCCCUCGGCCCCUGGAGCAGGAGAAUGAACGACUGCAGACCUUGGUGGGGGUGCUGCGUUCCCAGGUGAGCCAGGAGCGACAGCGCAAGGAUCGUGCAGAGCGCGAGUACACAGUGGUGCUCCAGGAGUACACGGAGCUGGAGCGACAGCUGUGUGAGAUGGAGGGCUGUCGCCUGCGCGUGCAGGAGCUGGAGGCCGAGCUGCUGGAGCUGCAGCAGAUGAAGCAGGCCAAGACCUACCUGCUGGCCCGGGAUGAGCACCUGGCCGAGGCUUUGCUGGCGCCCCUCACUCAGGCCCCUGAGGCUGAUGACCCCCAGCCAGGCAGUGGGGAUGCCUCCAAUGCCCAGGAUGGUGUCUCCUCGCCUGCAGCCUCCCCCAGCCACGCAGUGCGCAAAAGCUGCAGUGACACUGCGCUCAAUGCCAUCGUGGCCAAAGACCCAGCCAGCCGUCAUGCUGGCAACCUCACGCUGCACGCCAACAGCGUGCGCAGGCGCGGUAUGUCUAUCCUGAGGGAGGUGGAUGAGCAGUACCACGCGCUCCUGGAGAAAUAUGAGGAGCUCCUGAGCAAAUGCCGGCAGCAUGGUGCCGGGGUGCGGCACGCGGGCGUGCAGACCUCGCGGCCCAUCUCCAGGGACAGUUCAUGGAGGGACCUACUGGGGGGCGAGGAGAGCCAGGGAGAGGGUAAGACGGGUGAGAAGAGCCUGAGCCAGCACGUGGAGGCUGUGGAUAAGCGGCUGGAGCAGAGCCAACCCGAGUACAAGGCACUCUUCAAAGAGAUCUUCGCCAGGAUCCAGAAGACUAAGGCAGACAUCAAUGCCACCAAAGUCAAGACGCACAGCAGCAAGUGACCCCUCUAGGCCUGCAGCCUCCCCUCCAAGGGGGGUCCCUCAUGCCUGGAUGGCAGCCUCUUGAGAGCCCUAGCAGGUGGCUGGAGCAUGAGCAGGAAGGCCUCUCUGACCUGGGGACACAGCAUGUUUCCUACUGAUGGCUUGGAUUGCCUGCCCUGCUGCCCUGACCGCUUUGCUUCAGUUUGAAGGCACAGCUCAGUUUAAAAGCCAAACACCUUCCCUCACUGUCCCUGGGGGCUUCUCAGCUCUCUGCUUCUAGACCCCCCUCCCCCCGCCUUACCCCCAGAUUGUGGCCAGUCUUCUGCAAGACUUUCUUGCUCAGCUGGCUUCCCCCACCCUACCCCUUACCCACAAAUUUCUUUUUCUGAGAGAUCUGCAAUGCAAGGUCUCCUUGAGCCUUGCCGCAACUGGAAACACUUGAAAGGGAACCUCAGAGCCAGCCAUUGCUGGUGUCUGGGGUCUCCUCGACCAUUCACUGCGUUCUCUGCCAGCCAUGACUGUCAUUCCCAUAGAUGUACCACUCCCAGAGUUCUGAGCAGGGCACGGGUAGCUCCCACUUUAUAGAGCAGGGCCCCCUCCAGCCCUGGCAAAGACCUUCAGCUCCCCACAGAUCUGCAGCCAAUUUGAAUACAGGAAGAGGGAAGCACUCAACAGCCAUACAUGGGUAGUGUCCAUUUCCUCUCAGAGCCGACCUCCUCAAGCUCCAUCCCUGGAAAUACCUUCUGGGCGUGAAGCCUUCCAGGGGCUGGGCUGGGCUGGGCUGGGGUGGGGGCUCUAACACCUGCUUCCCUUCCCUUCCCCGCUCCUGCCCCAUCUCAGGGACCAUGACGUCUCAUCCACUCCUCACUUCCUCAGGCCAGCCCCAGUACAGUUCCCAUCUGCAGCCUCCAGAAUGUCCUGUUCGGGUCCCAGUGUCCAUCCCUGUCUUUCACCAGGGACUGUAAGUUCUUUACUCCAUGUUAAGUAUUCUUAAAUCGAGGAAGAAAUUCCUCCUUUCCCAUGUUCCUACAGAAUGCCUGCUCUUUACCUCCCACCUUUGGGGGGGGGGCGCUUUUGAGGUCCAACCUGGGUCAGGGGUUCAAUAUUUUAGUACAAAAGUUUCAGCAAGUCCAGCUUUGUCUAAGAGAUGCCCAGGUCCCCAGCUUGCCUUCAGCAGUCCUUCCGGGCUUCUGGUUCCUGUCUGACACCCUUUCCAAGACCCCAGAAAUCAAAGGAGCCAUAGAAUCCAGUGGGAGGCGGUGACUGCCUCUGCUGGCAGCCCAAUGGGAACCCUCAUGCCUUACCCCCUUCUUAUGGGUAAAGGGGCUUUCUUAUCAAGCAUGUCUGACAUCCCUGGAGAAGCAACCUUGCUCCAGGUGACACUGUGACGCCAGAGGGCAUCUGGGUCUUUCUGCUCGUGCAACUUGGAACCUUUCGUCCUUUGGGGCUGGGCACCUCCGGGCCCUCUGAAUCUCUCUGUCAUCUAGGGUAAAGGAGGCUGCUCAAGCCUGUUCACUCCCAGUUCUGUAGCAGCCGACCAGUGUCACCUUUGAAGUAUACAUGAGAGAAAUAUAUUUACAAAUGCUUUAUUCUCUUCUUUAAUAAAAAAUGCACCAGUAUUCUAAAAGCAGAAAUGG